Messenger RNA from Monascus purpureus, 1704 nucleotides. NCBI's taxonomy places the organism in Eukaryota, Fungi, Ascomycota, Eurotiomycetes, Eurotiales, Aspergillaceae. The record is from the annotation of a GenBank genome assembly.
AUGCCCAGCGAAACCAAGCGUAAGCAACCAGAUUCAGGCCUCGAUGACGGGCAUUCCAUCUCAACUCCCAAGAAGCAAAGAACGAGGCAGGCCAAUGGCACGGCAAACGGGCAUGAUGUGUCCGAAUUAUCACCCUUGAAGCGGACGCACACUACCCCCAGAAAAUCAGAUCAUGCAACAUCUCCAACGAGCUUGAAACCAUCCGGCCUAAAAACCCCUACCCACAGGCACAAGGCAAAGUCACUGUUUUCCACGCCUACUAAAGUUGCGACUGUUUCUACGCCGUCUCGAAUACGGAAUGCAGACCGGUCCGCGAAGAAGAAGAGUGCACGGGUCCUACUUGAACAAGACGAAGACGAUGUUUGGGACGGGGCUGAUCGGCUGGCAGAGGAGAUCCUGGAAGAGGAGGGAGAGGAGCAAGGGGUAAGAACGGCAAACAAAGAUCAAGGUGUGGUAGCAUCGGUCGAGCUGGAGCCUGGGGCAGCAAGUCUAGAAAAGGCAGCACCAGCGCCAAAGCGACGCGCAGGACGACCCAAGGGCGCAAAGAACAAACGCUCACCCACCCCUGAAGGAGAACUACCGCCUCAUGAGCGGUAUUUCUUUCAGAACCGUGCCGUUGCGGCACCGACUUCCAACAACACGCUGAGUAGAGUAUCACUCUUGACACACGAGGAGUAUUUCGAGAAAUUGUCACAGUAUGUGGACCCCUGCAAGAAGGAGAAGGAUUUUCUCCUCAAACUACACAGUCAGUCGUUUCCACAGUGGUAUUUUGAGCUUCAUGAAGGUUUCAACAUCUGUCUAUACGGAUAUGGUUCGAAACGCAGACUGGUACAUCAAUUCGCCGAUUGGCUCUAUCACAGGCACGACACUACUCCUCCCACUAUUGUUAUCGUUAAUGGGCAUACUCCAAGUAUCUCUAUCCGGUCAAUCUUCGCUACAAUCGUUACAGCCGUACUCGGUGAUGAUGCCCCGUCCAAACUCGGUACUCAACCAACGGAGGUUCUGGAACUGUUGCAGUCCGCUCUGAAAUCUCGAUCUUCUCAGAACCCAGUCACUCUUCUGAUCAAUUCCAUCGACGCUCCUCCACUGCGCCGGGCGAUAAAUCAAUCUCUUCUCGCGCGACUAGCGGCAACCCCCCUAAUCCACGUCCUGGCCACUGCAGACACACCGAAUUUCUCCCUGAUGUGGGACAUCAGUCUGCGUGAGCAGUUCAAUUUUGUAUUCCACGACUGUACCACUUUUGUGCCACACGACACUGAGUUUGACGUUGUCGAGGAAGUCCAUAACCUUCUUGGCCGUCGCGGCGGCCGUGUUGGAGGUAAAGACGGCGUGGGCUUCGUCCUCAAAAGUCUUCCUGAGAACGCGCGGAAUCUGUACCGGCUGCUUCUCACCGAGCUAAUCUCCCUUAUUGACGACGGACAUAUAUCCGACGACGACAUGGAUGCUGGUGGCCAUCGCGGUGCAAAUUUAAGAGGUGGCGGCGGCCCAGGUGACGAGACGGGUAUCGAGUUCCGCACUCUAUAUCAGAAAGCAUCGGAGGAGUUCAUUGCAUCAUCAGAGAUGAUGUUUCGGACAUUACUGAAAGAAUUCCAUGAUCAUCAAAUGAUCACGUCGAGGCUGGAUUCGAGCGGAUCUGAGAUUCUGGGCGUUCCGCUAUCUCGGGAGGAAAUGGAGGGAGUUUUGGAGGAUCUUGUGUUGGCAUGA